This is a messenger RNA of Cryptomeria japonica (Japanese cedar), 2262 nucleotides long. RefSeq lists its product as uncharacterized. Lineage: Eukaryota; Viridiplantae; Streptophyta; Pinopsida; Cupressales; Cupressaceae. The transcript has a single exon. Bases 1 to 2262 code for a protein of 753 amino acids. The record is from RefSeq and is a predicted model, not a curated record.
AUGCAUUGGGCUAAGUCUUCCAAUCAGAAUGCUGCUAUAUUUCUCUUAGACUUUGAGAAAGCAUAUGAUAGAAUUGAAUGGAGUUUCAUCGAUGUUAUGCUCAAGGCUUUUGGUUUCCCUAUCAUCUUCUGUAACUACAUAAAGAUCCUUCUGAAAGAUGCUAUGGCUCAAGUUGAAAUUAAUGGAUCCCUAUCUGAUCCUUUUCCUCUGACCCGAUCUAUCAGGCAGGGAUGUCCUCUUGCCCCUGCUCUCUUUGUUAUAGCCUCAGAAGCCUUAUCUUAUAUUCUUACUGACAAUACUAUAUCCCCGGCUGUCAAAGGCAUCACAUUACCUAACAAUGAAGAAUUGAACAUCUGCCAAUUCGCUGAUGAUACUAGUUUAUUUGUCAAAAUGGAUGAUAAUAACUUUAGUUAUCUUACCAAAAAGCUGGACCUUUUCUGCAAGAUUUCAGGUGCUAGGCUCUCGCAAGCCAAAUGCAUUUGUCUUGGCUGGAAUGAGCAACCUCCGAGUUGGCUAUUGAAAUAUGGAUACCAAUGGGGGGGGCCCAACUAUAUUGUCAAAUAUCUGGGUAUCCCUUUUGCUGUUGAUCCUUCUAUUAAGGAUAUGUGGAUUUGGGUUAAGACCAAAAUUACCAAAAAACUUAAUAACUGGUACAACCGUUCAUUGUCUCUUGCUGGAAGACUUCAAGUAUGUCAAAAAAUACUAUCUUCAUACAACAUAUAUUACGCUUCAGCUUGGAUGUUUAACAACUACCAAAUAUUGGAAAUCCAGAAGACCAUAAGGAACUUCCUUUGGUCUGAUGGUAAAGGAAACAAAAAGCAUCACGCGGUUAAAUGGGAAUGGUGCUGCACUGAUAAAAAAUAUGGAGGUCUUGGACUGAAAGACCUCAGGCUCCAGGGUAUUGCACUUGCCACCAAAUGGGUCUCUCACUGUGUGGAAGGUGAUGUUCCCUGGAAAGUGCUUGUCAGAAACAACAUUUUGAGGGGAUACCCAAAAAAAGCUAAAUCUUGGAAAAAAUUACCAUUUGCUGAUAUUUUAUUUGGAAAAUUACCAACAUUUGUUCAUGGUUAUGCUGUCUUUAAAACCAUAUGGAAAGCUUGGGAGUCCUCGAGACACUGUAUCUCUGAUAACUCCUUCCACACGGACAGCCUUCUUCAUGGUGAGAGAUCCAUAUGGUGGAAUCUGUACCAUCAAGGAAAGCCUCUUGCCCUGACUCAAGGCUGCUCGGCUAAAUUCUGGAAUAAAGCAGGAAUUUCCACAUUCAUUGAUUUAUUUGAAAAUGACUGCCUAGUCAGUUGGGAAGAGUUAAAAAAUAAUUACAAUCUUCCGGCAGCUCAUAAAAAAACUUACUGCAUGUUAACUAGAGCUUGCUCGAAUAUCCCUUCCAGAUGUUUCAUUGACUCACACAGAUACAGCAAUAGCAAGUGCACUGAUGGUACCUUACUUUAUAAAGUCAAAGCUAAAAAUAUAUAUAACUACUUGAAUUAUAACCCUGAUAUUAUAAAACAUGUGAAUAACUUGUGGUAUACUGAUCUGGAGAUGAUGGAUUGGAGUAAAAUCUUUAAUAGAAUCUGGAAAUCUCCUAUUGAUCCUAAGAUCAUAUGUUUUAAAUGGCUUCUGAUGAAUAACAGACUCCCCAUAAACAGGUACUUGAUGUCUAAUGAUCUCUGUUAUAUUUGUAAUAAACCUGAAUCUAUUAGACACAUAUUCCUUGAAUGUAAAUUUGCAAAAAAGAUUUGGGCCUUAUGUGGAAUUACUUACCCUAAAUACAUUGAUGUAUUUGAAAUUGCUACUGGAUAUAUACAUGGUCUUAAAAAUGAUGCUAAUAUGUUAUGGUUCAUUAUCUCCUCUAACAUUCUUUGGCAGCUUUGGAAAUGUAGAAACGAAGAAAGAUUUCAAGGUGUGCAUAGAUCUCUUACUGAGUUGUACUUAAAACUCACUCUUCUUAAAAUUUCUUCGCAGGUUUAUAUCACAAUGAUGUUCGAAAGAGAAAAACUUAGCAGAUUCCUCAAAAUGGGACACUCAACAAUGUUCGUGUUUGAAAUGAAGGACGGGUAUGACUACCGUAGACACGUGAUCAACAUGGCACUCUUCAACAAAACAGUGAAAAAACUGCACAAGAAGAUUACCAAAAAUAAAAAUGCGACUGAUGAUCAGAUAAAAAUGAUUGCUCAGAUACAAGCCAACAAAAGCAUCGCUUGGAUGGAAGGGCCUCUUGGAUGGACUGCUUGGGUUGAGCAGUUUGAGGAUUUACCUCAUUAA